Molecule: messenger RNA, 681 nt
Organism: Linum tenue
Lineage: Eukaryota; Viridiplantae; Streptophyta; Magnoliopsida; Malpighiales; Linaceae
Source: the annotation of a GenBank genome assembly
AUGAAGUUCACAGACUCGCCGGUGAUCGAGCUCCCAAUCGGAGACAAGGUCCUCUCAAUUCAACAAGACAAUGGAUCGAUGCACGUUGGCACCUCCGUCUGGCCGUGCUCCCUCGUCCUCGCUAAGUUCCUCGAGCGCUGGGCAGGAGUCUCGCCCCCCGCCGCAAACCCUUACUCCUCCCUUGUCGAUUUCGGCUCCAAGCACCGCCGGGCCAUCGAGCUAGGCACCGGAUGCGGGGCCGCCGGGAUGGCGCUCCACCUCCUCGGCCUCACCGACAUCAUCCUCACGGAUAUCGCCCCCGUGAUGCCGGCGCUCAAGCACAACCUCAAGCGGAACAAGCAAACCCUAGGUAAGAUGCUGAAGACCUCGAUACUGUACUGGAACAACACGGAGCAGAUGAAUUCGCUGAAGCCGCCGUUCGACGUAGUGGUCGCGGCUGACGUGGUGUACAUAGAGGAGUCUGCGGUACAGCUGAUUGGUGCCAUGGAAGCGCUGGUGGCCGACGACGGCGUGGUGCUGUUGGGAUAUCAGUUGAGGUCUCCCGAAGCGCAUAAGCUGUUCUGGGAAAUGUCUGAGACGGUUUUCGAGAUUGAGAAGGUCCCCCAUGAAGAUUUGCAUCCUGAUUACGCUUAUGAAGAGGCUGAUAUGUACAUAUUUCGCAAGAAAAAGAAACAGCAGUAG